This is a messenger RNA of Syzygium oleosum, 1219 nucleotides long. Its product is annotated as transcription factor MYB123-like. Lineage: Eukaryota; Viridiplantae; Streptophyta; Magnoliopsida; Myrtales; Myrtaceae. The record is from RefSeq and is a predicted model, not a curated record. Bases 59 to 1033 code for a protein of 324 amino acids. The transcript is spliced from 3 exons.
CCCAGAAAGUAAACUGAGAAGAACCACAGCCAGAGAGAGAGAGAGAGAAGUUGCAGAGAUGGGUAGAAGCCCUUGCUGCUCCAAGGAGGGCUUGAACAGAGGUGCGUGGACGGCUCAAGAAGACAAGAUCCUCACUGACUACAUCACAGCUCACGGUGAGGGCAGAUGGAGGAACCUCCCCAAGAAAGCAGGGUUGAAGAGAUGCGGCAAGAGUUGCAGGCUGAGAUGGUUGAAUUACCUGAGGCCUGACAUCAAAAGAGGCAACAUAUCACCUGACGAGGAAGAGCUCAUCGUCAGGCUUCACAAGCUUUUGGGGAACAGAUGGUCUCUCAUAGCCGGGAGAAUUCCAGGGCGAACAGACAAUGAAAUAAAGAACUACUGGAACACCAACUUAGGCAGGAAGGUCCAGAGCAAUAAUCAAACCAACUCCCAAUCUCGUGAUGGUCAUGUCGAUCAAUUAUCCCCAAAUCAUCAUGACGAUGACGAUCCACCCAAUAAAAUAAAGACCCUGAAAUAUUCCGAGACAUCGAAAAUGUCUACUGAUGAUAAUAGCGCAUCCAAGUCACCAUCAAGUAAGCCCAAUCCUCGUUUGGUCAAGACCAAGGCAUUCAAGUGCUCCAAGAUCCUCAUCAACCCACCACCAGAACAAGAACUUCACCAAAAUGAAGAUCCUAUCAACACAGACUUGGCGGCGGUGGCGGUGGACCUGGCUCCCACUGGGGUCUUGCCGCCAUUCACAGGGGAUAUUCCGGCGGAUCUUUUGAUGGAUGACUUUGAGAUUGGGGAGAUCUGCUUGUCAGAGCUCCUGAAUUUCGACUUAUCAGGCAUCAAUAAUCAAGAUCAAUUCAACAACAACAAUAGCAACACGAGCAGUGACGAUCUGUUCGCUGAUCAGAGCCAAGUGCAAGGUCUGGGUUGGGCAGCGAUGAGUAGUGACUGUGUUCAUAAUAAUCAUCAAGCAAAUGCUGGCUCCAACUUCCAUCAGGCUUUUGCUUCCCUUCUUGACUAUAAUGGUGGAGAUCAGUGGCUAUGACUAUGACAUGAGCAUUAUAUGUCACCGUCGCCGAGCCAUUGUUCAUAGAAGAAGUUGCAUAUAGUGACACACUAGGCUGCUCUGCUGUUCAUGAUUCCUUUUUUUCUUUUUGGGUUUUUGCCAAUCACUCUGUUUAUUCACUCGUGGAUUAAUUGUACGGGUCUCUAACUAAAAAUCAUUGCAUAA